AUGACAGUCCGGCCUCUCAGAUUCCCUUUGCCACAUUAUUUGCCGAUGCGCCUGCUUCUGGUCCUUUGUGCAGUUGCAGUCACGGCAUCAGGGGCCACAGCCCAGUCAAGUGAAGAUGUCAUUUAUUUCAUUGAAGUCGCAGUGACUGUAACAGGACGAGCACAAAAUGAACAAAGCAUACAUGACUUGCUUGAACCUGUGUUCCAAAAGGAUCUACAAACAACAUCAGACCCCUCAGUGGUCGCAACCGAAAUAAAUGUAAAACCAACCAAAAACCCCAACCCCAAUUCUGGGAAAAUUAAACGAGCAGCUCGAGCAACCAGUGAGAAUGCCACAGGGCUUUUCAGUCACUUUGAAGUUAAUUGUGUAAACAAAACGUCUAUAAAAGACACUGUUUGUUAUGUGAGUCUGGAGCUGAAGGAGAGCGUAUCCCCUUGUUGCAUCUUGCAGGCUAUCUGUUCCAGCACAACCACUAUCAUCCAAGUGGUGGGGAAAAACGCAAUGAGAACCGGUUCUCCUCAAUGUGGUAACCAGGAUGCUGGAGUGGUCUGCAAUUAUACUGGACCAACAAGUCCAAAAUGUGAUGAUUCACCGACAGCAUAUGAGAUUCAACCAAGGAAUUUGACGUGUCCUGCAGAAAACAAAUGCAAUUGCUCGACUUACUGCAGCAAAGCAGAUGCAUAUUACACCUUCAAUAUAACAACAGAAACUCCCCUCAUUAUUGAAUCCAGUCUUCCCGCUCUACUUUCAACAGAAUGCCCUUCCUGUCCGCCUGGGAUUACUUCUAAUUAUAAGGAUGCUAGUGUCGCCUGUGACAGAGCCACUUGCACCGUUGUUGCAGUUUUCACCAAGGAGGUUUCCAUCUGCUCCUUAUCAACAUUGAUUCAAACUCUGCUUGAAUCGCGAAACAUGAGCAUGAAUGGAUUGUUGACUCGUGUUGCAAUUUGUGGAAAACCUGUGACAGAGGAAAGUGCUGCUCUACUCCUGCAGUCCUCAUAUAAACUUGUGGAUGUAAAUUUCACAGCAGAAGAGUUCUGCACGGCCACUGAGGGGUCACAAAUUCACACUUGUCAACCAGAAGAGAGAGUGAUUGCGAUACUGAAUGAAAAGUGUUUUCUGACCACGACAACAGUGACUCCAAAUACAACAUUUGCACUGCCCAACACCACUGUAUCCGUAAAUGAAACAAUGAACACAACAGCUACAGCUGCAACUAAUGCCACCUCAACAGCUAACCCUCCCACAGACGAUAACUUGGCAGCAGCAAAUGCACUGCUGGACAUGACCAAAGACGCCUCUAAGCUGAAUUCCAGUCAGAUCGAUAAACUGGUGUCAGACCUGGAAAGACUUCUGUCAGGCCCCAACAUCAGUGUGGCACUAGGAGACACUAGUGUAAACAUUGUGAGCAAUCUUCAAAAUGCAUCUCUGGAAGCAGUGGAACCCUCCAAAAACAGGAUCAUCGGAAUAGUGGACACUGUUGGUGAGAAGUUGAUAGUUGGUGAGAAACCAGAGUCCAUCUUGAGCGAUGCUGUAGCUCUUUCUGUGAAAAAGGCAGAUGGGACAAAGUUUGAGGAAGUCAAUUUCUCCAUCACGAAUCCAAGCAAUAUACAGAUCCGGGGCCCCAGAGCCACACGCGCGCUGAAAGAGGACUCCACUGUUCCGCAAGGAUCCGUCCGCCUCCCACGCACUCUCACUGAAAACCUCCCCACCGAAACACGACAGAUGGUCUCCAGGGUCCAGUUCAACUUUUACCAAAAGAGCACGCUUUUUCAGGAUCGGGAUUUGAGGGAUAGAAUUCUCAACAGUGGAAUAAUUGGAUCAAGUGUUGGCAAUCUAUCACUUUCUAACCUGCCAGAUUCUGUUGUAAUUACCCUCCGACACACGCAACCUACUCCUGUAAAUUACACGGCCACAUGCGUGUUUUGGGAUUUUACAUCUAAUGAUGGAUCAGGCGGUUGGAAUUCAAGAGGAUGCUCGGUGCAAAGCAGCACAGACACUGAAACCAUUUGUGGCUGCAACCAUUUAACAAGUUUUGGAAUACUUCUCGAUCCCUCCAGGGACACCAUAACAAGCCGAGUCCAUGCCACUAUCCUGACUUUUAUAACAUACAUCGGCUGUGGCGUCUCAGCAAUAUUCUUAGCUGUCACCCUCCUCACAUACUUAGCUUUUGGAAAACUGCGCAAAGACAUCCCCUCUAAAAUCCUCAUUCAGCUGUGCUUGGCCUUACUUCUUCUAAACCUGGUGUUCCUCGUGGACGCUUGGCUGGCUCUUUUCCCCGACGCUGUGGGCCUCUGCAUCUCCACGGCUUGGUUCCUACACUAUUUCUUGCUGGUUACGUUUACGUGGAUGGGGCUGGAGGCCGUCCAUAUGUACAUCGCUCUUGUUAAAGUAUUCAACAGCUACAUAUCCCGUUAUAUGGUCAAGUUUUCUCUGGCCGGAUGGGGAAUACCCAUGAUUGUGGUCAUCAUAGUCAUUGCCAUCGACAAAGACAACUAUGGGCUUGUGUCCUAUGGGAAGUUUUCUGAUGGCACAUCCGAUGAUUUUUGCUGGAUAAAAAAUGACGUGGCCUUCUACGUGGCUGUGGUGGCCUAUUUCUGCGUCAUAUUUCUCUUCAACGUCAUCAUGUUCAUCGUUGUCCUGGUUCAGCUGUGUCGACUGAAGCGGCAGAACCCACAGAACUUGCAGCAUCGGACCACCUUUCAGGACGUCCGGAGCGUGGUGGGGAUAACUAUACUCCUUGGCCUCUCCUGGGGAUUUGCAUUUUUUGCAUGGGGACCUCUCAACCUUCCGUUUAUGUAUCUUUUUGCCAUUUUUAACUCUUUACAUGGUUUCUUUAUAUUUGUGUUUCACUGCGCUAUAAAAGAAAAUGUGCGAAGACAGUGGAGGACAUACCUCUGCUGUGGAAGAAUGAGACUGGCAGAAAAUUCAGAGUGGAGCCGUACCGCAACACAGAAAACAGCAAAGAAGUCGUCCAUGAUAACGUCUCUUCAAUCCUCAAAAUCCAACAACUCAUCCAGUUCUUCUUCAUACCUCGUCAGUGAUAGCUCCGACCAGAUGAACAGUUAUGGGGGUCCAUUUCCAGAUCGAAUAAGUACGGCAGAUGAAGACCCUAGGAUGGAUGUGGUACUUAACGAGAUCAACAGUCAAUACAGACGCCUAUAA
Molecule: messenger RNA, 3162 nt
Organism: Knipowitschia caucasica
Lineage: Eukaryota; Metazoa; Chordata; Actinopteri; Gobiiformes; Gobiidae
Source: the annotation of a GenBank genome assembly